Messenger RNA from Sorghum bicolor (sorghum), 1507 nucleotides. Its product is annotated as protein BIG GRAIN 1-like. The record is from RefSeq and is a predicted model, not a curated record. Gene Ontology annotation, biological process: auxin-activated signaling pathway. NCBI's taxonomy places the organism in Eukaryota, Viridiplantae, Streptophyta, Magnoliopsida, Poales, Poaceae. Bases 366 to 1376 code for a protein of 336 amino acids. The transcript has a single exon.
GAGCAGCUGCGAUAGGCAACGCCAAGAGCCACGUUCCUAGUGGUGCUGGCCGCCGACAAAGCUUAAAGGGAAAAGAGAGGCGGCAGCCGGAAGGAAUCGAAGCAUCAAGGACAGAGCAGCCGUGCCGAGCCGAGCUGAGCAGCGCAGAGAGAGAGAGAGGGACACCCAGACAACAAGAUCCCCUCCCCCCGCACGCCCGCACUCCACUCCCCCGACUCACACGCGCGCCCGCCAUUGCUCCCUUCGCUUUCUAGCUAGCUCCCUUGUCCCCUCCAUCGCUAGCUAGCCCGCCUAUAUCAUCAUUGCCCUGCGCCGCACGCUGCUCUGCUCUGCUCUGCUUUGCUCGUCUCGACUACGCGCCAACAAUGGAGAGGUGGCCGCCGGUUCCGGCGCCGGAGAGGCCGAGGCGGCGGCCUGGCCAGCCGUCCUUCUCGUCGACGCUGCUGGACGCCAUCUGCGACUCCUUGGACGAGCAGGCCGGCGGCCAGGGAGCUGCGGCGGAGCGUGCCGCCGAGGCACCAACGCCUGGCAGCGCCAAGAAGCAGCAGCAGGCGGCCCUGCAUUACUACUACUACUACAAGCCUUCCUUGGCCGCUAGCCACCGGGCGGCGCGUGCCGCGCCGGCGCCCGCCGACGACUGCUCCUCCGGCCGUGGCUACUUCUCGUCGUCCGAGGUCGAGUACUCCCUCCGCCGCCUCCGCCCCAUCCGCACCUCUGGCGGCGGCGUCGGGCCGGCCUCGGUGGCUCCGGCGGAGAAGCAGCAGGCGGUCCCGCCUGGCUCGGCGACGGCGAGGAGGGCGCGGAAGCCGUCCGCCGCCCCCGCCAGCCAUGGAGGCUGCCGCAGGCCGGCCUCUCCCGGCGCGCGGCUCGCCAGCCUGCUCAACGCAAUCUUCUCCGGCAAGCGGCAUUCCGCGCGGCAGCACCCGGCUCCGGCGGACGACGAGCCGACGGCGUGCUCGACGGCGCCCUCCAGCGCGCGCCCCUGCCUCGCCAAGACACCGCCAUCGGCGACGGCGCGGGCGCGCGCGACCCACAGCCGCAGGAGCAGGACCGUGCGGUUCUUGGACAUCGAAGGCGAGGUGGCUGUGGCAGCGGCCGCCGCUGGCUGCAGGCGAUUCCCGGUGGUGGAAGUGGAGGGCAGCGACGGCGGCGAGGAGAGCAGCGACGCGAGCUCCGACCUGUUCGAGCUGGAGAACCUCGCGGCGCUCGCUCCGGCGAACGGCGGCUCCGGUUGCCGUAGAACGUGCGAGGACGAGCUCCCGGUGUACGGGACGACUGGAGCUGGGCUUGCGCAGGACAUUGGACUUGUCCGUCGCCGCCCGUUUGGGUACGUCAGCCAUGGUCGGAGUUGCAGAGGCUUAUUUGAUUUCAAAUAGGUAGAGGGGGUGAACUGUAAAGUUGUCUCUUUUUUUUUGUGGCAUUUUGUUCUCCUUUUCAGGACUUUGGAAGCUUGUAUUUGCUGCUUUUAAAUUGCUCUGGCGGUAAAUAUAAGGCCUUGUUUAGUUCA